AUGGUUAAAUUGUUUGUCGGUGGUCUUCCUGAGGGUGUCGACUCAAUACGCUUAAGGCAGCUUUUCUCGCAGUUUGUCAUAGUUAACGAAUGCGAUGUUAUAAAGGAUUAUGCAUUUGUGCAUGUUGCAACUGACGAACAUGCUCGAACAGCUAUUGAAAAGCUUGAUGGGUAUAUACUGGAAGGGAAAUCGAUUAAUAUUAGAUGGUCAACAUCAAAGUUACGUAAAGAACCAGGUGUGGAUAAACGGUGCUUUCGUUGUGGCACAAAUCAUCACAAAACACUUCAAUGCCCAAAUGAUCCUGGAAAUAACUCGCUGAAACGAACUAGCAGCAUGGGAAAUAUUCCAUCUGCCGAUAUUGCUGACCCAAAACGUUUUGCUGCCGAUGUCAAUGACUUGGUUCCAUUAUAUGAUCAGUAUAUGGAUGCACGCGUGAAAUAUUUUUAUUUUCGAGAGCGGCUGAUGAAGGAAUUAAAAGCUCGAACCUCGGUGUCAUCCCUCACUGUUCCUACUCCUUUCGUCAAUGGUGCAUAUUCUGCACCACCUCCAACCACUCUGCAUUAUGAGUAUUUAUUUUUAUUUGGUUAA
Molecule: messenger RNA, 588 nt
Organism: Dracunculus medinensis (Guinea worm)
Lineage: Eukaryota; Metazoa; Nematoda; Chromadorea; Rhabditida; Dracunculidae
Source: the annotation of a GenBank genome assembly